AUGGCAUCAAAGCUCUUAGAAGAUCUUACAUGUCCUGUGUGCAGUGACAUCUACAAGGAUCCUGUCAUGCUGAAGUGUGCUCACAGUGUGUGUAAGGCCUGUCUGCAGCAGUUCUGGGAGAGGAAGGGAUCUAGAGAAUGCCCAUACUGCAGGAGAAAAUGCUCAGAAAACUGUCCACCCAACAUGGCGUUAAGGAACUUGUGUGAGACCUUUCUACAAGAGAGAGCUUCAGCUGGGUCUGAGGUGCUCUGCAGUCUGCACAGUGAGAAGCUCAAGCUCUUCUGUCUAGAGGAUAAAGAAACUGUGUGUUGGGUUUGUCGAGACUCAUCGAAACAUGAAAAUCACAACAUUAGACCUAUAGAUGAAGCAGCACCUGAACGCAAGGGAGAGCUCAAGAUCCAAUUGCAGCCUUUACAACAGACACUGAAGAAAUUAGAAGAAGUAAAAAUCCUCUGUGACCAAACAGCAGCUCACAUUAAGACUCAGGUCCAUAACACUGAGAAGCAGAUCAAGGAGGAGUUUGAGAAGCUUCACCAGUUUCUACAAGAUGAAGAGGCAGCCAGGAUAGCUGCACUGAGGGAGGAAGAGGAACAGAAGAGUCAGAUGAUAAAGGAGAAGAUUGAUAAGCUGAGUAGAGAGAUCUCAUCUCUUUCAGACACAAUCAGAGACAUAGAGGAGGAGAUGGAAGCUGGUGAUGUCACAUUCCUGCAGAACUACAAAAGCACAGUGAAAAGAGCCCAGUGCACACUGCAGGAUCCACAGAGGCUUUCAGGAGCCCUGAUCAGUGUGGCAAAGCACUUGGGCAACUUGAAGUUCAGAGUCUGGGAGAAAAUGCAGGAGAUUGUUCAAGUCACCACUGUUACUCUGGACCCCAACACUGCACACCCACAACUGAUCCUGUCUGAGGAUCUGACCAGUGUGAGGCUUGGUGAUGAGAAACAGCAGCUUCCUGAUAACCCAGAGAGAUUUGAUCAGGGUCUCUGUGUCCUGGGCUCCGAGGGCUUUAACUCAGGGACACACUGCUGGGAUGUGGAGGUUGGGGAGAACACAUGGUGGCAUGUGGGUGUGAUGGCAGCGUCUGUCCAGAGCAAUGGAGACUUCAGAUCCUUGAGUGGGCGGUGGUAUGUGGAUUAUUAUGAUGGUAAUUAUGGAGCGCAUGCCCCACCACGGCCCUCCAUUCCAGUGAAGCAGAAACUCCAGAGGAUCAGAGUUCAGCUGGACUGGGCCAGAGGAAAGCUGUCAUUCUCUGACCCCGAUAAUAACACACAUUUACACACUGUCACACACACUUUCACUGAGAGAAUGUUUCCAUAUUUUAAUAUUGGUUGUAAAGAAUGUCCUCUGAGGAUGCUUCCACUGAAGUCCUUAAUAACGGUAGAGCAGCAUAGAUACUAGAGCGGUGUGUGUGUGGGUGAUAAG
This is a messenger RNA of Engraulis encrasicolus (European anchovy), 1419 nucleotides long. RefSeq names its product zinc-binding protein A33-like. Gene Ontology annotation, biological process: protein ubiquitination. Gene Ontology annotation, molecular function: zinc ion binding; protein binding; ubiquitin protein ligase activity. The transcript has 6 exons. Gene Ontology annotation, cellular component: cytoplasm. Lineage: Eukaryota; Metazoa; Chordata; Actinopteri; Clupeiformes; Engraulidae. The coding region runs from base 1 to 1395 and encodes 464 amino acids. The record is from RefSeq and is a predicted model, not a curated record.